AAAGCCUUUUGAUAAGCAGACAUGGCUGUCACGCUGCAUACUGAUGUAGGAGAUAUUAAAAUUGAACUGUUCUGUGAGCGUACACCAAAGACUUGUGAAAAUUUCCUGGCUCUUUGUGCUAGUAACUACUACAAUGGAUGCGUAUUUCACCGGAAUAUAAAAGGCUUCAUGGUUCAGACAGGAGAUCCAUUAGGCACUGGAAAAGGAGGUAACAGCAUCUGGGGCAAGAAGUUUGAAGAUGAAUUCAGUGAAUACUUAAAGCACAGCGUCCGUGGGGUAGUUUCAAUGGCAAACAAUGGUCCAAAUACUAAUGGAUCACAGUUCUUCAUCACUUACGGCAAGCAGCCGCACCUAGACAUGAAGUACACCGUGUUUGGAAAAGUUAUUGACGGCUUGGAGACUCUGGAUGAGCUGGAGAAGCUGCCUGUGAAUGAGAAAACCUACAGACCUCUUAAUGAUGUUCACAUUAAAGAUAUUACAAUUCAUGCCAAUCCUUUUGCUCUGUAGCCACAGAGUGGAUUACAAGGUAUAAAGUGUCACUGAAAAGGAUUACUUGAGCUGGAUCAUACCUUUGCUCAUUAAAUGUAGGAUUUUCAGGAGCUGUGACAUUGUUUGGGAGUUGUCACAGAGGAGACCUGUGCUUUAGAGGUCAGUUUUUCCAUGGUAUC
Messenger RNA from Indicator indicator, 668 nucleotides. RefSeq names its product peptidylprolyl isomerase like 3 (gene PPIL3). Gene Ontology annotation, cellular component: catalytic step 2 spliceosome. Gene Ontology annotation, biological process: protein folding; protein peptidyl-prolyl isomerization. Bases 22 to 507 code for a protein of 161 amino acids. NCBI's taxonomy places the organism in Eukaryota, Metazoa, Chordata, Aves, Piciformes, Indicatoridae. The transcript has 6 exons. Gene Ontology annotation, molecular function: peptidyl-prolyl cis-trans isomerase activity. The record is from RefSeq and is a predicted model, not a curated record.